AUGGCAACCCCGUUUGGACAGGAUAAGGAGGAGGUCUACGCCAAGCUGUGUGCAGGGACAUCUGCGGUAAAGAGGAUCACCAAGUUCGACCCAGAGGGGCUGGUGACGCAGAUCGCCGCGCAGAUCGACGAUUUCUCGGUGGGGGAGUUCAUCGACGCCAAGAAUGCGAGACGUAUGGACGACGUCGUCAAGUACACGAUCGUGUCUGGCAGGCAGGCCCUCGUGGACGCUGGCCUCGGGAUGGAGUCCGACGGCUUCGCGGCCCUGGAUAAGCAGAGGUGCGGCAUCUUGAUCGGGUCAGCCAUGGGUGGCUCGUCUUUGCAGACGUCGAUGGACAACAUGGAGAAGCUGCUCCAGGGCAAGAAGAUGUCGCCCUUCUUCGUUCCAUACACUCUGGUCAACGUGCCAGGUGGUCUGCUCUCAAUCGACGUUGGCUUCACAGGCCCCAACUACGCUGUGGUCACGGCAUGCGCGACAGGCAAUUAUUGCAUUUCCGCGGCUGCUGGCCACAUCCAGCGCGGGGAAUGCGACCUUGUCCUCGCAGGCGGCGCCGAGGCUGCCGUGACGCGCGCAGGCAUCGCCGGAUUCAACGCGUGCAAGGCCCUGUCCUCGCGCAACGACGAGCCAGAGAGGGCGUCCCGCCCCUGGGACAAGGGCCGCGACGGCUUCGUCAUGGGCGAGGGUGCCGGCGUGCUGUGCCUGGAGUCCCUCGAGCACGCGCAGCGGCGCGGCGCGGAGAUCUACGCGGAGUACGCGGGCGGCGCCUACACCUCCGACGCGCACCACAUGACGGAGCCGCACCCCCAGGGUGCGGGAGUCUCCCGCUGCAUCAAGGGCGCGCUGGCGAACGCCGGCGUCGAGGCGGGCGAGGUGGGCUACAUCAACUGCCACGGCACCUCCACGCCCGCGGGGGACAUGGCGGAGGUCCGGGCCAUCCAGAAGGCGCUGGGCAGCACCGACCGCGUGGUAGUCAACAGCACCAAGUCUAUGCUGGGCCACUGCCUCGGGGCCGCCGCCGGCAUCGAGGCCGUCGUCUGCGUGCAGGCGCUUCGGCAUCAGAAGGUGCACCCGACCCUGAACCUGGAGGACCGCGAGGACGGCUUCGACCUCCACGCGCCCACGCAGGCCCUGGAGCUGCCAGGCCUCAGGGUCGCCGCGAACAACAGCUUCGGCUUCGGCGGCCACAACAGCUGCGUGAUCUUCAAAAGGUGGGAGGAGUGA
Molecule: messenger RNA, 1221 nt
Organism: Prorocentrum cordatum
Lineage: Eukaryota; Dinophyceae; Prorocentrales; Prorocentraceae
Source: the annotation of a GenBank genome assembly